AUGGCGUCCUCAUCAACGAGCCACCAGCUCGAUCUGGAAAAGGCCGCGGCGGCGGCGCCGUCGCACGCCCGGAAUAACGCCACCACAACCGAGGCGGCAUGUCUUGGCUCAAAUGAGGAGAAGGAAUGUGAGGGAUGGGCCGCCGGACAGGAAGCUCUGGCGCCGGCGUGCUCACACACCAACUCACAUGUCCGCGCCGCAGAGGACGAGGGCCACAAUGAUGCCCGUAGCGACAACGAGGACGAUGACAGUCAUUACCACCAACACGAUGACGGCAUCGGCGGUGGUGGUGGCGGUGUUGUUGGCAGAGUGCUGAGCCGGAUCACAUCCAAGUCGAGCAUCGAUCCAGGUCCGCCGCCCGACGGCGGCUGGUUAGCCUGGACGCAGUGUCUCAUCGGCCACUUGGUCAUAUUCACCACAUGGGGCUGGGCCAACUCCUUCGGCACCUUUCAAGCCUACUACACCACGCUCCUCGACCGCUCCCCCAGCGACAUUUCCUGGAUCGGGUCCCUCAACGUCUUCCUGCUCUUCUUCGUCGGCACCUUUACGGGCCGCCUCACCGAUGCGGGCUACUUCCGCGCCGUCUUCCUCUUUGGCAGCGUCCUCCUCGCCGUCGGCAUCUUCGCCACCGCCCAGUGCACCACCUACACGCAGUUCCUCCUCGCGCAGGGCGUCUGCAUCGGCGUCGCCCACGGCUGCCUCUUCUGCCCGACCCUCGCCGUGCUGUCCACCUACUUCCACCGCAACCGCGCCCUCGCCGUCGGCAUCGCCGCCUGCGGCUCCGCCACCGGCGGCCUCGUCUUCCCCACCAUGGUCCGCCAGCUGCUGCCGCGCGUCGGCUUCCCCUGGACCGUCCGCGCCAUCGGCUUCGUGCAGGUCGCCGUCAUUGCCGUCGCCAACGCUGGCGUCCGGACCAGGAUCCGGCCGCGCAAGACGGGCCCCAUGGUGGAGUGGCAGGCCUUCAAGGAGCUCGAGUAUACAUUCUACGCCGCGGCUGCCUUUUUUAACUUCUGGGGCGUGUAUUUUGCCUUCUUCUACGUAUCCGCAUACUCGCGUGACGCCCUCAACCCGCCACUCUCGUACCCAGAUUCUCUCAACUUGCUGCUCAUCCUCAACGGCGUCGGCGUCAUCGGCCGUAUCGUUCCCAACUUCAUCGCCGACCGCAUCGGCGCCGUCAACGUCUUCAUCCCGACGUCCAUCAUCGCCUCCAUCCUCGUAUUCUGCUUCAUCGCCAUCGACAGCCCCGCCGGGCUUUACGCUUGGGUCGUUAUUUAUGGUAUUAUCGGCGCUGGCAUCCAGAGUCUUUUCCCCGCGGCUCUGUCUUUUCUCACCACGGACCUGCGCAAGCUCGGUGUGCGCAUGGGCAUGGUCUUUACCAUUGUUAGCUUCGCCGUGCUGACAGGGCCCCCUAUAGCAGGUGCCAUUAUUGCGAGCCCUGCUGGUUAUACCGGCGCCAAGGCAUUUGCUGGCAGUGCCAUUGCUGUCGGCUGUGGCUUUUUGGUCGCGGCCAAGCUGGCUAGGAUGCACAGUAAGGGUCUUGGCUGGAAUAAUAGAAUAUAA
Messenger RNA from Akanthomyces muscarius, 1560 nucleotides. RefSeq lists its product as uncharacterized. NCBI's taxonomy places the organism in Eukaryota, Fungi, Ascomycota, Sordariomycetes, Hypocreales, Cordycipitaceae. Gene Ontology annotation, cellular component: fungal-type vacuole membrane. The record is from RefSeq and is a predicted model, not a curated record. Gene Ontology annotation, molecular function: transmembrane transporter activity. The coding region runs from base 1 to 1560 and encodes 519 amino acids. Gene Ontology annotation, biological process: transmembrane transport. The transcript has 4 exons.